Oncorhynchus tshawytscha (Chinook salmon) is the source of this 1560-nucleotide messenger RNA. Its product is annotated as microsomal glutathione S-transferase 3. Bases 155 to 607 code for a protein of 150 amino acids. The record is from RefSeq and is a predicted model, not a curated record. Gene Ontology annotation, molecular function: glutathione transferase activity; glutathione peroxidase activity. The transcript has 6 exons. NCBI's taxonomy places the organism in Eukaryota, Metazoa, Chordata, Actinopteri, Salmoniformes, Salmonidae. Gene Ontology annotation, cellular component: nuclear envelope; endoplasmic reticulum; membrane.
GCAAUCGUUUUGAUGCUCUCAAACACGGCUUUUGUUUUGGGAGCUUUUAGCGUAGGGGUGUCAAACUCAUUCCAUGGAGGACCUAUUCGUGUCUGCCGUUUUUUUCCUUCUUUUCGAUUAAGACCUAGAUAACCGGCAGGAGAUCAGUGCCAGAAUGGUUGUGCUGUCUAAAGAAUAUGGGUAUGUGGUUCUCACUGGUGUUGCCAGCAUGGUCAUGGUUGCCCACCUCGCUGUGAAAGUUGGCAAAGCUCGCAAGAAGUACAAGAUCAAUUACCCUCAGAUGUACAGCAAUGAUCCAGACUCUGGAAAUAUCUUCAACUGCAUCCAGCGAGCCCAUCAGAACACCCUGGAGAGCUACCCUGCUUUCCUCUUCAGUCUGGCCAUUGGUGGUCUGCAUAGUCCUCGCCUAGUCAGUGGACUUGGAAUGACAUGGGUUAUAAGCAGGGAGAUCUAUGCAUACGGAUACUCCACUGGAGAUCCUAAAAAAAGGAUGCCGGGGUUAUCCGGGAACAUUGCUCUGCUGGGCAUGAUUCUGACCGUAGCCAACUUUGGCAGAACCCUGUUAGGCUGUGGUGACUGGGUGAGGCCUGGGAUGAGACCAGGAUGAGGUUCUCAGCUCCCUUUCCCGCUGCCAUUCCUGCUACCAUUCCUCAGUGAGAGGCACUGCAACCCCACCUGACCCCAGUCUAUUAGUAGUUGUAGGAUGUCCUUUGUGGGCAUCCGUACUUGUGUAUGAUAUGUACAGACAGAGUUCAGUAAACAUUUGGAAAGAGAUGACCACGACGGUUAGUUUAUCAUUCCAUAACUACCACACCACGCCAACUCCUCCCAGACCCCCUCCUCAACACUGAUAGGCCCAAAUAAGCUGUUCAUGGUGCUUCACCAGCUACUCUUUGUUAGAGUGUGGACUUUUUUAUGCAUAAUGUUGCCAAAACUGUAUUCCACAGGAGGUUGGUGGCACCUUCAUUGGAGAGGACAGGCUCGUGUUAAUGGCUGGAGCAGAAUUAUUUGGAAUGGCAUCAAACACAUAGUUUCCAGGUGUUUUAUGCCAUUCCAUUCUCUCCAUACCUGCCAUAAUUAGGAUCCGUCCUAACCGUAGCAUCCUCCUGUGCUGUAUUCUAAAUGAAAUUCUAAUGUAGAAAAUGACCAUGGAAAAUGGGCUUAAAUAACAUUUCUAAGUUCUAUCAUGGACUUGUGUUUUAAUGUUUGUAUUCAUGGGCGUGAGGUGUGUGUGUGUGGAGAAUAAGGAGAUGUUAUUGCUUCAGAAGAACCAGAGUGAACCAAGAGGUUAAUGUGUGUGGUUGUCCUCAUUGAUCUGCAUAGUUGUCCUAAGUUUACACCUUUUAGUCAUUUAGCAGACUCUUGUCCAGAACGACUUACAGGAGCAAUUCGGGUUAAGUGCCUUGCUCAAGGGCAUAUUGACAGAUUUUUCAACUAGUUGGCUCGGGAAUUCAAACCAGCAACCUUUUGGUUAUUGGCCCAACUUUUGUUACCGCUAAGCUACCUGCUGCCCCAUCACCUCUAAGCCUACAUGCAGGAACAAUAAAUGCCUUACUAUUA